Boleophthalmus pectinirostris (great blue-spotted mudskipper) is the source of this 2501-nucleotide messenger RNA. RefSeq lists its product as uncharacterized. Bases 582 to 2360 code for a protein of 592 amino acids. NCBI's taxonomy places the organism in Eukaryota, Metazoa, Chordata, Actinopteri, Gobiiformes, Gobiidae. Gene Ontology annotation, molecular function: guanyl-nucleotide exchange factor activity. The transcript has 16 exons. The record is from RefSeq and is a predicted model, not a curated record.
AAUUAAGGAACAUUGUUAUACAGAGACCAUUUAUAACUAACAUUUUCUUUGUGUUUUGGUCGUUUUUAAGAAGAUUUUUUGUAAUUUACCUAAAGAAAUGACAAUUUAUCUUGUUAGCAGGGACCAAAUUGGUCAAAAAUAGGGACACGUGGAACAUUUCUUGUAUAAAACUGGGACAAAUGACUUGUUUUGGAUAAAUCCACUGGGACAGGGGACACAGGGCUCAAAACUGGGGAAGUCUAGUCGCUCUAGAUUACGUUCUUGGUGUUUUCUGGUGGCGGACCCCGCUCAGCUCGCGCGCUCGUGUUUCUGUUUCGUGGCUCGUGCAGUUGACGCAGAGAGCGUCACGCACGAGGAGCAGACGCAGCGGCGGCACGUCCUCGUGGAAAUAAAUCUUUAUUUUGUUUUUACGUGGCAAAACGGAUUUAAUUUAAAGCUCGAAGGAUGCACGACGAGACGUUUGACUCGACUUUAACAGACUGACGAGGAGGAGGAGGACCUGGACCUUGGAUCAGACCUGGACUUCCUGCGGUUUUGGCUCCAGUUUUCCUUCCUGCACAGAGGGGCCCCUCGCUGGAGUGAUGAAGCCUCAGGAGGUUGAACUCAUCAGUGAAAUCUCAAAGCUGCAGAGGAUGGUGUGUGAGCUGAAGGUGGGCUUCAGCAGCGCCCUGUCCGAGCUCAGUCAGAUCCAGAACUCGGACUCGUGUCUCAGGGACGAGCUGGAGGAAAACGCCCGGAGCUGCCACAAGAGGGCGCACCGCCUGGAGACGCUGGUGCAGGCGCUCAGGGAGGAGCUGACGGUGAUGAGGGUUCAGAUCCUUCAGUUGUACAGCCACAGACACAGAAACCCCCCCAAACCCCCAGACCGUCUCCCUCCAGAACCAGAUACAAGUCCAGACCCGAGUCCAGACCCAAGCCCAGACCCCGGACCAGCUCUAGACCUAAACCCAGACCGGGACCAGGACCUAAACCCAGACCCGGACCAGGAUCCAAACCCAGACCAGAACCAGGAUGUAGACCAGGACCAGGACUUGGACCCUGUGAGGUCUCAGUGCUGCUCCGGGUCCAGAGGGAAACUUCUGCUGCACUGUUUCCUGCAGGGACUGAAGGCCGGACUCAGCCAAGAGACAGACGCCCGACACCAGGUGGCGAUGCAGCUGCUGCACUCGGAGUGGGAGUACGUCUCGACCCUGAACCAACUCUACGAGAAAUACAGAAGCCCCCCGGACCACCACCUCUGCCCACAGCCCUAUCAGACGUUCGUGGCGUUUGUGGAGCAGGUUCUUCAGCGGCAGCUUCUCUUCAGAAACACUCUGCAGGAGCGACUUUCGGCCGAACACUGGAAAUCUCUGAUCGGAGACAUUCUGGUCCAGCUCAUCGGACACAACGACUCUUCGUUCUCGGACAUGUACCUGGGCUACACCACCACUCUGGCCUCGUUCCUCUCUCUGGAGUUCGGCCGCCUCAGCCAGCAGAUGGCGCACUGCCCCAAAACUCAGAGCGGUGACCUGGAGCGAGAGGAGAUGAAACUUCUGUCGCUGCUUUUGGCUCCAGUCUCCAGGAUCCACGGAUACCUGAGCCACAUCCAGAGUUUGUUGCAGUGGACGGGGAAAGAUCAUCCCGACUGCAGCCUCCUGCUCGGGUCGGAGCGAGCGCUCAGGUCCCUCCUCAACCAGUGUCACCAAAUCCUGGAGCGCGACGUCCAGUGGGAGCAGCCAGGAGGGGGCGCCACCAGUGACGCGGUGGCGCCCUCUGGUGGAGGCUCUGGGAACAGCAGAGAGGACAAACCCGGAGCAAAGAGAGACAAAGCGGUUCUUACAAACGGGACGUGUCCGUCUCUGCGAGUCGAGUGUUUGUCCUGCAGCCCCGUGCGACGAAAAUCCACCGCUCCCCCCAAACCCCCCCACGACCCCCCAGAGACUGCCCCCACUGCCCCCCCUCCGUCUGCUCGCCCCCCGAGACCCGCCUCAGUGCUGGGGCGAGACCAGCGACUCGGGCCAGGGCACGUACCACAGCCACGCCACGGCCGGCGCCGCCGCCGAACCGCGAGACGCCGACACCGACGCCGACGACGACACGUUCGAUUAUUCAUCUGUGACGACCUGCAGCCCGGACGGGACGCUGCGGCGGGACAGUGCAGAAGAAGAAGAAGAGGAGGAGGAGGACAGCCACGUCCCGGUGCUGCUCAAACCCCGAGAGAGGACGGUUUGUUUGCGAUGGCAGAUUCCACGACUGACGCCGCAUCCGCCGCUCAGGAGGACGGGGGAGGAGGGGGGCGGGGCCAGGAGGGCGGGGGAGGAGGGGGGCGGGGCCAGGAGGCUGGUGACGCUCAUGACGGGGUCCCCUCCUCUGCACCCUAAAAGUGCUUUCAGACCGAUUUGGGACGACGCCACGAAACAGUUGGACUUGUCUCCGGAGAGAGAGAGUCGACAGGGUUUUGUCCCGAUUCAGGCACCGAGGCCGAGUUUCCACCUGUUCAACUCUCACAGAGAAAAUCUACG